AUGGACGCCCAACAAGGAGCAAGUCAAGUGGAAGCCGCUUCAGCUACCAGCGCCAACAUGGCAGACAAGCCCGACGACAACGGUGACGUGUCCAAGGACAAUUCUGCAGAAACACUCCGGCUUCGCAAUCUUGAUGCCCAGGUGCGUGAUCAAGAUGACUUGGAGCGCAAUAUUGGACGGGAAGCAGAUCGGUUGCUACUUCAACAGGCCAAUCAACGCGAGAAAGCACGUCUGGACAAGACCCUGGUGCAUAAAGAGAAGCUGCAGAACCAAAUCCAGAAGACACGCGAUGAGAUGAGUCGUCCCAUAGGGACUACACGGCGAGCACGUCUGCGUGUAGAGAUCGACCAGAUGCAGGACCAAAUUCAGGAACUGGACAAUGAUAUUGCUCAGAUCGAAGAGAGAAUGAAAGAAAGAGAAACAGAUGCAACCCUGGUUGAUCAACCCUCGUCCACAGGUCGGUUACCAAACGAGACGCAGCGCGAUUAUUUGAUCAGAACUGGCAAGAUCACUCCAUUUUCCAAAUUUGGUCUCUCAAAUCAUGGCGAGUCAUCUGAAACGCUGCAAGGCGCUCUGCUCGACGCCGAGGAAGAGCCCGAACUUGGGGACAGUGCACCGGGCACUGAAACUGGCGCGUUGAUGUCCCAUCGAAACCUUCGACAACCAGGAUUUGCCUCCAAUUUCGGCGAAUCAAGUGCUGAAGAAGAGUUUGACUCUGAACAACCACGAAAACGGAGACGCCUUGCGACUAGAGAGAAGGUUGCAUCAAAUGAGGACUCUUCGUACGACGAGGGCUCUGCUGACGAUGAUGUCUUGUCGGACCUGGAAGAGGGAGAGGAGGACAUGCCCAUUACUACUGGAGAUCUGAAGAGAUCCCGAUCUCGUCACAAGGCAGCAGCUCAGGUGGACGAUGAUGUCGAAGAUUUCCGGGGCCUCGAUGAUGGGAAUGAGACAAUCUACCGCUCACGGCUGAAGAGAUGGGCUUUGAGGAGGCGACGGGCCAGGAUCCGCGUGACCCGUCAAGUCCAGAACGGCGCUGAGGAGGAUGAGUUCACGGAUGAGGAUGAUUCUUCAACAAUCAUACGAGAAGAAUCAUAUCUGCCGCACCCAGAAAUCCCGGACACCGUCUUGAGUGAUGGCUACAAAAUCCCAGGCGACAUCUACCCCAGUUUGUUUGAUUAUCAGAAGACCGGAGUGCAGUGGCUGUACGAGUUAUACACACAACAAGUGGGAGGCAUAAUCGGUGACGAGAUGGGCUUAGGCAAGACCAUUCAGGUCAUUGCCUUCCUAGCCGGACUGCACUACAGCAAAAAGCUGACCAAGCCCAUUAUUGUUGUUUGUCCCGCAACCGUCAUGAAACAAUGGGUCAACGAGUUCCAUCGCUGGUGGCCACCGUUUAGAGUCACUAUCCUGCACUCCUCCGGCAGUGGCAUGCUCAACCUGCGCAACGAGUCAAGCAAAGAAGACAAUUUGCUUGACUUGGAAUGGGAUCCCGCUCUCAGAAAUCGACCGCUGACUCCAGCUCAGAAGGCGGCUCAGAAGAUGCUUAAGCCCAUCUUCGAGGAAGGAGGAGUCCUUGUGACGACCUACUCUGGACUUCAAACCUACGCUCCCCUCCUCAUCCCGGUGGACUGGGAAUACGCCAUCCUGGACGAAGGACACAAGAUCCGCAAUCCCAACACGGCGAUCACGAUUUAUUGCAAAGAGCUGCGCACACCGAACCGCGUCAUUUUGUCGGGGACACCGAUGCAGAACAACCUUAUCGAAUUGUGGUCACUGUUCGAUUUUGUUUUUCCCAUGCGACUGGGCACUUUGGUCAAUUUCCGAAACCAGUUCGAUAUUCCCAUUCGUCAAGGCGGCUAUGCCAAUGCAUCUAAUCUGCAGGUUCAGACUGCUUUCAAGUGCGCAGAGACCCUCAAGGAUGCGAUCAGUCCAUACCUACUCCAGCGCUUCAAGAUUGACGUUGCGUCUGAUCUUCCCAAGAAAAGCGAGCAGGUGCUGUUCUGCAAGCUGACGCCGCUGCAGAGGCGCGAAUAUCAGCGAUUCCUCGAUUCUAAUGAGAUGGGGGCAAUCAUUACUGGCAAAAGACAGGUCCUCUAUGGUAUUGAUAUCCUACGGAAAAUCUGCAACCACCCAGAUCUCACCGACCAUAAACAUUUGUCGGUAAGAGCAGGUUACAACUAUGGUGAUCCGGCCAAAUCUGGAAAGAUGCAGGUGGUUGGCGCACUCUUGGAUCUCUGGAAGGAGACUGGCCACAAAACUCUCCUCUUUGCCCAACACCGAAUCAUGCUCGACAUACUGGAGAAGUACGUCAAAUCGCUCUCUGGCUUCAAAUAUCGACGUAUGGACGGCAAUACACCCAUACAAAACCGGCAGAGCAUGGUCGACGAGUUCAACACUGACCCGAAUCUGCACGUGUUUCUGCUGACCACCAAAGUCGGGGGCCUGGGUAUAAACUUGACUGGAGCUGAUAGGGUCAUCAUUUUUGACCCUGACUGGAAUCCCUCAACCGAUCUCCAAGCUCGGGAGAGAGCGUGGCGGCUGGGUCAGAAGCGAGAAGUGACAAUCUAUCGCUUGAUGACGGCUGGAACCAUAGAGGAGAAGAUCUAUCACCGUCAGAUAUUCAAGCAAUUCUUGACCAACAAGAUCUUGAAAGACCCGAAACAGCGGCAGACCUUUCAUCUGAACGACCUUCAUGACCUCUUCAGCCUAGCCAAUGAAGGCGCGCCUACCGAGACCAGCAACCUCUUUCAGGAUGCACAGGUUAAGUACUCUUCUAAGCCAGCCGGCGAGCUCGAGACGGACAGAACCAACGGCGACAAACAAGCAGCCUCAAAUUCUGGCGAUACGAAUGUCGUGGCUCUGCCUGGUAUAUCGUCUGUGGAGCGAUACGCGGGAGAGGUGGAGGAAGAAGCCAAGGCAAACCAGGAAGGAGCCACCAAUUCAGAGGACAGGAUGAUGGAAGGCAUCUUUGCACGGUCUGGGAUUCAUUCUGCUGUAGAGCACGACGCGAUCAUUGAUGGCAGUAGAGCCGGUAAGAAAGUGACGGCGGAUCCCAUCUUGGUGGAGCAGGAAGCUCGGAAGGUUGCUGCAGAGGCGGCCAGAGAGUUGAAGCGCGCAGGUGAGGUCGCUCGACAAGUUCCUGUGGGCACGCCUACUUGGACCGGACAAUUUGGGGUGUCUGGCCGGCCACAAGAGACGACAGCCCAAAGAGCUUUCAAUUCACCUGCCCGUUCCCGAGGAGGCGCCAUGCAAUCCUCAAGUCUGCUUGCGAAUUUGCAACAACGUCAAGCGAACGCGGCAGGCAGUCGUGACGCAACGCCACGUACCUCCAGUCCUGCGAGAUCCACCGGAUCUGCCGCCUCCAUGUCCAGAGCGGGCACUCCGACUCUGCCGCAGGGCAAAGACUUUGGCAAAUUGAUUCGUGACUUCCUCACCGCCCACGGAGGCGCCGCUUACACCCAGAUGCUGAUCGAUCAUUUCAAUCGCUUCUGUACGACACCCCAAGCCACUUUGGAGUUCAAAGAGACCCUGAAGGUGAUUGCCACGCUUGAGAAGGCAGGUCGAGGCAGGGGUCGGUGGGUGUUGAAGGAGGAGUACAAGAAGUAG
Molecule: messenger RNA, 3609 nt
Organism: Capronia coronata CBS 617.96
Lineage: Eukaryota; Fungi; Ascomycota; Eurotiomycetes; Chaetothyriales; Herpotrichiellaceae
Product: DNA excision repair protein ERCC-6
Exons: 1
Coding region: 1-3609 (1202 amino acids)
Biological process (GO): transcription-coupled nucleotide-excision repair
Cellular component (GO): nucleus
Molecular function (GO): ATP binding; ATP-dependent chromatin remodeler activity
Source: RefSeq, a predicted model, not a curated record